UAAAAUAAACUUUGUAUCUGCAGGUUUGAUUAUGGGGGUGUUCGAUGGUCAUGGUGGACCUGCUUGUGCCCAAGUUAUAUCAAAGAGAUUGGUUGAUUACAUAGCAGCCGCACUUCUGCCCAUAGAAACAUUGCACAAGUACAUUCAGCAGGAUCCUCGAGAAGCUUUGGUUGACACUUUUAAUAAUAGAGUUGAAAUUUUACAGGAAUUGAAAAUUUUGUAUGAGCGUAGUUUUAGACAAUACUUAGCAGAGUUAGCUAAUUUACCACAUGAGGGUUAUAACGUACCAACAGCUUUGGAACAAGCCAUCAUAAAAAUUGACCAAGAUUUGUCAAAGGAAGCAGUUGAGCCAUAUAAACUUAAUCAGGUGAUAAAUCCCCAGACAUUAUCUGUAGCACUAUCUGGUGCAGUGGCCUGUGUAACACAUGUGGAUGGGCCUAAUCUGCAUAUUGCGAACGUUGGCGACUGUAAUGCUGUUUUGGGUAUUUUGACUGAAGACAAAGAGUGGAUAGCGAAAAAAAUAACAAAAGAACAUAAUUCCGAGAAUUUCGAUGAGUUGAAAAGAAUUUGGAAUGAGCAUCCUGACAAUGAGAGAAAAACUGUAAUACGCAGAGAUAGAUUACUGGGUGAACUCGCUCCUUUACGUAGUUUGGGAGAUUAUAGAUAUAAAUGGCCUAUAGAGAUUUUAAUGAAAGUGGCAGUACCUUUAAUUGGCCCAAAAGCUAUACCUGCAAAUUACCAUACACCGCCUUAUUUAACGGCAAAACCAGAUUUAUAUUACCAUAGAUUGAGUACAAGGGAUAAAUUUUUAAUUCUGGCUUCGGAUGGAUUAUGGGAUAUGAUGACGCCAUUACAGGCAGUCAAGCUGGUGGGCGAGCAUAUGAAGGGAAAAGUUUUCUUUAACCCUUUGAAAUUGCCCAGAAAGAAUAUUCAGCUGGGUGAUAUAAAUGAAUUACUCCUUCACAGGAAGGAAAGCUUGAAGAGUAAGCCAAAGGAUAGAAAUGCAGCCACACAUUUAAUACGUCAUGCAAUAGGUGGUACAGAAUACGGCGUGGACCACUCCAGAUUGGCACAUUUGUUGAGUUUAUCCCCGGAUGUGAGUCGUAUGUUUCGAGAUGACAUAACCGUUACGGUCAUGUAUUUUGAUUCAGAGUUCUUAAGGCAAUGUCCCGCAUGAGAGGGUUUUAAAUUGUGACAAUAAGAUCGAGUCGUGCCUUCUAUAACGUUAAAUUUUUGUUGCCAAUUUACAUGAUUAGUGAAGUUUUUUUGGUGUUUGAUGUAUUUUAUUCGUGUGAUAUUUUGAUAUGAUUGUUCAAUGAUGGUAGUAAUGCUUAGUCGUGUCGUAGUGUUGUAUUAGUUCAAAUGUGGAUGUUUUUAUGUUUUUAUUUAGUUAAUAUAUUUACUUUGUUAUAUUGUUUUGGAGCCAUUUGAGGCGUUUAUUAAAGGACUCAGUGCUUAUUUCAAGUUGCCAAUGUCUUCUCACAAAUUUAGAAAGAGAAUUGACUAAUAUGUGAUAGAUUAUACCAUGAAGCACAGAGUAUAUCUCAUGAUUAGUCCCUAUUUGAUGUACUAGUACAAUGUAUUAGUUAAUAAUUAUAAUGAUAAUUCUUUUACUGCGAAAAAUACGUAUUUAAACUAUGAAGAAAAUGAAAAAAAGUUUAGUACGUAAUGAAUUAGGUCAUCAACAAUAACGGUUUUAUGAAUAAACAUGGUGCGGCACAGCUAAGGUAGCGGUUACAGUGCUUUUUCUACUCAAACAUAACAGUAAGAGACAAAAUCUGCGUACAUAAUUACACAAAGUUUGUUAAUACGUGCAUUAGCGUCCAUUUCUAUGAACAAAAUUUAAUUGAAACAUUAAAAUGUCAUUUACAGUAGAUUGAGGGGAAUAGGGACUAGAUGUAGAAUAGGGACAAAUUUGGGAUAUCACAAUACUUAUGUGGGGUUGUUAGAGAUUUAACUUUGUUGAACUGAAAAUGACUUUUAUUUAGUGUUUAAGAAUAUUAAAUGGUUUAAUUUAGUCAUCAAAGUUUUGUAACUCAUUAAAGAUAUUAAAAAGUUAAUUACCUAAAGUCUGAAAAACUAUUGUCCCCAUAUGUAACCUGAUUCACCCCAAAGCCAAGGUGAAUCGGGUCAAGCUAGUUUUUUCAAUUUUUGUGUAUAUUUUGUAAUGAACUAUGUACAAUAACGCAUCGUAUAUAAAAAUGUAACCCUCCGGAACCAUUUUAAUCUCAAUAUUAUUAGUAUUACCCUAAGAAAAACCAUUGAAAAUUUGUGUUGGAUUUGGAAAGGGUCCCGAUUCCCCCAAGCUACGGUAACAUAUUAGUAUCUUCAUGUCAAUUAUUAACAUUUAGUAUUGAAUGUGAUACAAAAUCCUGUAGGUUUUGCUGCGUAAAAAAGUUGCUAGUUUUUAAACCACUGAUUACUGUAGAUGAGAAUAGUUACAAUGUAAAAGUUGUAAGAAUAUGUAUUUAGAAGUGCGGUGCGGAUUUUUCAUUAUGUCUUAGUCUUUCAAUUAUAAUUUCAGUUUGCCAUGUUCAUAAUUUAUUGUUUGUUUUUCUUCUCUUAUUGUAUGUAUUUAUACAUUUGAAGCCUUUUGAAGAUUGUUAGCUCAAACAUAAAAGUUUUUAUAUUUUGUUAAAUUACCAUUUUCUGUCCACGCUAGUUUAUUUGUGCUACGAUUUCAUAUUUUGUAAAAUGAAAAAAAAAAAAAAAACUUAACAAAGUGCUUUACGAACUACAAUAAAUUAAUGAUGUUGCUUUUUUAUUAAACAAAUAUGUGGAAUCGCGAAUGAAUACAAAUAUUGAAUUUCAA
Messenger RNA from Bombyx mori (domestic silkworm), 2812 nucleotides. RefSeq names its product pyruvate dehydrogenase [acetyl-transferring]-phosphatase 1, mitochondrial. Gene Ontology annotation, molecular function: [pyruvate dehydrogenase (acetyl-transferring)]-phosphatase activity. Gene Ontology annotation, biological process: protein dephosphorylation. Bases 32 to 1177 code for a protein of 381 amino acids. Gene Ontology annotation, cellular component: mitochondrion. Lineage: Eukaryota; Metazoa; Arthropoda; Insecta; Lepidoptera; Bombycidae. The record is from RefSeq and is a predicted model, not a curated record. The transcript is spliced from 2 exons.